AUGGACAACUACCAGAAAGAUCCUCUCUCCCGCGCCGCCCAAGUGAGUCCGCUAGGCUCCGCCCCCACUCCUAUUGCCCUGUGGGAGCGCGGGGCGGCUGGCCCGGGGCCCAAUGGGAGGAGGGGGCGGGGCCUACUCGCGUCGGGAUGGUCAGGAAACGGUUCAUUUUUCCAAGCCGUGAAUGACUAUGGAGUAUUCCAAACAGACGUAACAACAUACAGCAUUGAGGAGCUGGUAGCAGUUACAUCUGAACGCACCCCAAAAAACACAGAGCUCUCUGAAUGAGAUGUUUUUGCUGCAAGAAGCAAAGAGAUGAGCAGUGUCAAUAAAGAGAUAAGAGAAUUGCAAGGACAAAUAUACAAGCUUCUCCUGCAGCCAGUUCAUAGCAAUGAUUCUAGUGGUUAUGGAAGACUUGGUAGCAAUGGGUCUUACGAACAUUACAUCAGCAUAGCGUCCUCUAGUGACUCCAGUGGGAAUUGUGCUGAGGAAAUACAGCAGAACUAGUAAAUGACAUUGCAGCAGGUCUGUGCCAAUGUGAACUGAAUAAAGAAUCUGGGUCAACACCUGCAUAGUAAAUCACAGAGCAAACUGCAGAACAGAAAGGAUCCAGUCCUAGAUACUGUACUGCAGGGAGGCAAACAGAACACUGCUUCGUAUAUUCUCCAGGCACUGAGAAGUAACAUCACUGAAGGCCCAGAGAGUUCAUCCUGUGAUGAUUCAAGGAAGAUACAACAUGUUCUAGCCUACCAGCAGAGCAGCUGUGAGGACAGUAUCAUCAUGUGCUUUAUAGGAACUUCAGUAGAUGUGCACUUAUGCUAUAGAUCUCUUGUGUUUGACCUUGCUUCCAUUUAUAAAGAUGGACUGGCUGAAGUGACUGCAAUAGAAGAUGCCACUGUGGAGUAUGAACAAAUUGAGCUGCCUCCUCUGAAUGCUCAGAGUCCCACUGUGGUUCUUGAGGAAUUUAUGCAAGUUGGACUAACAAAGGAGGUUUUGUCAGCCCACACUCUGAAAGAGGAGCAGAACUACAUUGACGGGCUCCACCAGAGGAUAUUGUCAUCUCUGUAUAGGUCCUAUCUCUAUCAAGGGAGCAGAAGCAACAGUGGAUUUUCCUAUGGUCAAGGAGACUCCUCUUCAAAGCAGACCAGCCCAGUUAGCUGUAGAAGAGGCAAAUGUGGGAAACUCAAGUGCCAGAAACCACUAGAGCCCUCAUACAGGCAUUCAUCUAAUAGAAAUGAUCUUCCACACAAGAAGAGAACCGCUUCUGGGAAACAGUUCUGCUCUCCCUCUAAAGCAGUGGUUCCCAAACUUGUUCCACCGCUUGUGCAGGGAAAGCCCCUGGCGGGCAUUGAUCUGGAGAAUAGUGAAAGCCACUCUGUUUCCAGUGAACUGUUUGACCUUUUAUUGUGUGAGGGCUCUCAGAUGUGUACAAGUUCAGCAACAUCAGGCAAUGAAUCAGCUGAAUCUAGCUCUAUAGGCUCUUGUUCUAAUGGUUCUAGCACCAAUGAGGUUUCUCCUUGUGGCACAGGCAGUCAGUGUGAGUCAGUCUGGAAGAUGAUGGAUUGUACACCUGAGCCUGUACUAAUGACAUAUCAAGUACCUGACAGGUGAGGAAAUAGUAACAUUUUUCUAACACUGUGUUCAAAAUUAUGCAUAGAAGAAUUAUAGAAUUAGAAAUGAGGCUAUAGGAACUCUACAGGCUUCAUCCAAGAAGACAGCAUGAGCUGUCCCUAUUGUUCUGUAUGGUUUAAAAAAAAGGGAUGCCUGGGGGGGAUCCCAAGUUGUCCUAGAGGUUGGAGCCAGAAAAGCAAUCAUUUGUAUCCUGUAGCCUUUCAUGCUGCAUGUCAUGCCCAUUAGUAUGAUCUAAUAUCUCCUGAAUCUUCCAAGGAUGGCCUGUUGCUUACAACUAAAGAUGCACAAACCCAUGUAUUGUAAGACACAAAAGGAGAAAAUUUCCCACAUUAAAGUGCAUCUAAACUGCUUCCCUCACAAGGCUAGUUUUUCUCCUGGGUGCUGUAGUCUCCAGGAUUUUGGAUCCAUGAAGAAAGGGACAAUUAGAGUUGGCUUUUGGUGGGUUAUGCAAGUUUAGGGUGCCAUCUCCAGAGAAUCACAAUCAUGUUCUCCUUUGGCGUUAUCAUAAUCAUUUUAAACACCUAGAACCUAACGACUGUCAUUUUGAUCAUCCCUUCCAUACAGAGCACUCUUCACUUAUGUACAAUAAAGAUUUUGAAUGUAACCCAGUUUCCAAGCCUGCUACAUUUCUGUUGUGUUUCCACCUUGAUUUUCCAAGAGAAUUAAGUGGGCACUGCCAGGUUUUAAAAACCAGAUUUAAUUAUUGCUGUUUUCAAUAACACGUGAGAUUAUUAAAAUAAAGAAUUUUAGAAUCUUAAUUUACUGUUCACCAUUUAUGCUGUUUAAUUUUAGCUUUUCUCCCAUCUAAAAUGACCCUGACCCCCUACAAAAACUUAGGUACCUGCUUACUGAUCAGGGCCUACAUUAGCAAGAGGUGACAGACAGGAUGAGGAAGUAGGUAUAAGGAGAACCAAGACCACAACAGUUAGUCUUGUUGUUUGCAGGGAGAGAAAACUCAGAUAUUGAAAUUCAGUGAUUUAUUCAAGGCUACAGUUUCACUGACAGAACCAUGAUUAGAACUAAAACAUACCUGGCUUCCGAGCGCCAUACUCAGUCGACUUAAACCACACUGCUUCACUGUGGAAUAUCUUACCACCUAUGCAGAAAGCACCUUUGAAAACCUUUAUUUCUCUUACUUUCAGGAGUUAAUAUUUUCCCUUGGUUUAGAUUAACGUUUCUACUUUUGUCCAUAGUUUGCCUGUGUGACCUAAGUGGAGAUCCAGUUCUGAUCUGAAAGUUCUGUUCAGAUGAGAAUCCCCAGCAGCCUUGCAGCACUAACCCCCUGAAAUGUCAGAUGGCAGAACUAGAACUUGGGAAUCAGGAGCAGUUCCUACAAGAGGAAGAACUGGCUUGGAGACUGCAGGAGGAGGAGUAGACUCAUGCAAGAGGAAGGCGGAACCAGGAACGCAAUGACAACUGUCGAGCAGCCCAGGUGGCUCAGGAUGAGGUAACAGGCUAGAUGAGAUUGCUAGAUAUAUGCAGAACCAGGAACUGAAAGCCCAGUGGAGAUCCCAUGAGACAAACCUGGGGACAGAGAACAGUGAUGAGGGGAGCAACUUAUCUGAGCCAAGGAGAAGCAAGAACAAAGAAGGCAACAGUUUCCUCAAAAUACUGUUGAAGUUCUGGACCCAACUUUUAAGUCAAAAAAGAACCACCUGCUGAAGUGUUUGCAUUCUGCUCCCAAGCUGCCCAGUCACACACUGUCCCAGUUGAUGGCCUCUUUGAUUAUAUGGAUACCACCAUCGGACCUGCCUUUAUUCACCGACCAAACGUCAGCCUAAAACGCUAGGACGCCAAAAAUCCAGGGACAAGAAGGAAGGCUGUAAGCAGCAGUGAAUCCUAGAGCCUUCACCUACAGCCUACUUCUUCUAGCAACAAAAUAUAUUUCUUUGCCAUAACUAAGAGGAGAAAAUAAUGGCUUGAAAAUAUUUUCCAGAAAGUAUUGAAGAAACUAAACUUGAAAAGAUGUGAACAAUAGCUUCACAUUUCUCUUGAAGACUGAUGUAAAUUGAGGAGACUGCACGCGAUACUGCAAACUGCAGCAGACACUUCUCUGACAUGCUGCAAGGGAAAGGAGCUGUGUCUACUGUCUACGUGUGAAAUAAUGGCACUUUUGAACAACCCCCAUUUAUCAUCAAGAACAUGUGCUUAUCUGGGAUCUAGAGUGGGAACAGGCCAUUCAUUGUGAACGUAGUAAAGGCAGGUACUACUGGAAUACGUUCUAGGAAGUACAUGAGCCCAUGGCUAAGACUUUAAUAUUUUAUAAAGACACUUCACAGAUCACUAUUGAUAAUUCAAAUACUGUAAAAGUUUUGAGAUAUGUUAAAUAGAUUUGCUACAGACAUUAUUCACUUGAGAUUACCUUAUUUCCUAUAGAGUUGUUUUUGACAUGGAGCAUAUUGAAGUGCAAAGCACAUUAUUUAAAAUUGGUGCUAAUGUUUUUAGUUUUACACUUUCAUGUGUGUUCAUUUUCUGCUCCUUGCACCUUCCAUAAAAUACAGUAGCACAGGCUACUGUUCAGCAGUUCUGUUGGCAAAUAAGAACUGUGUCCCUUGUAGGAAAUGCCCUGGUAGUGUUCUGAACCUUCCUUUGCAUUUGUACCAUGUGUUAAUUUCAGUGUGUAUUUCAAGCUCUGUUUAUAAACCUACUUGUAGAUGUAUGCAUUAUGCCCUUCAUAUUCCAAGUUAAAUAAAAUAGCAGUUUUUUAAAUGGAAGUUAGCCCGAAGAGGCU
Chrysemys picta bellii (western painted turtle) is the source of this 4360-nucleotide messenger RNA. The record is from RefSeq and is a predicted model, not a curated record. Lineage: Eukaryota; Metazoa; Chordata; Testudines; Emydidae.